This is a messenger RNA of Aegilops tauschii subsp. strangulata, 1559 nucleotides long. RefSeq names its product large ribosomal subunit protein uL4z. Lineage: Eukaryota; Viridiplantae; Streptophyta; Magnoliopsida; Poales; Poaceae. Gene Ontology annotation, cellular component: ribosome. Gene Ontology annotation, biological process: translation. The record is from RefSeq and is a predicted model, not a curated record. Gene Ontology annotation, molecular function: structural constituent of ribosome.
UCCCCCAUCGCCCUGUCCAGCCUCUCCCCCAGCCGCCGCACCCCAGCCCCUACCCAGCAGCCGCCGCCGCCAUGGCCACCACCGCGCGCCCGCUCGUCUCCGUCAAGGCCCUGGACGGGGACAUGGCCACCGACGCGGCCGGCGUCCCGAUGCCGCACGUCAUGAAGGCGCCGAUCCGCCCCGACGUCAUCACCUUCGUCCACAGGCUCGUUUCCUGCAACAGCCGGCAGCCCUACGCCGUCUCCCGCAAGGCCGGUCACCAGACCUCGGCCGAGUCCUGGGGCACGGGUCGCGCCGUCUCGCGUAUCCCCCGUGUCGGCGGUGGCGGUACCCACCGCGCCGGGCAGGGAGCCUUCGGCAACAUGUGCCGUGGCGGACGCAUGUUCGCGCCCACCCGGAUCUGGCGCAAGUGGCACCGUCGCGUCAACGUCCGCCUCCGCCGCGUCGCCGUCGCCUCCGCCCUCGCCGCCACCGCCGUCCCGGCCAUCGUCACCGCCCGCGGCCACCGCAUCGAGUCCGUCCCCGAGUUCCCGCUCGUCGUCUCCGACUCGGCCGAGGGCAUCGAGAAGACCGCCCAGGCCAUCAAGGUCCUCAAGCAGCUGGGCGCCUACGCUGAUGCCGAGAAGGCCAAGGACUCCGUCGGCAUCCGCCCCGGCAAGGGUAAGAUGCGCAAUCGCAGAUACAUCAACCGCAAGGGACCCCUCAUCGUCUACGGCACCGAGGGCUCCAAGAUCGUCAAGGCCUUCCGCAACCUCCCUGGUGUGGAUGUUGCCAACGUCGAGCGCCUCAACCUGCUCGACCUUGCCCCUGGUGGCCACCUUGGCCGGUUCGUGAUCUGGACUGAGUCUGCCUUCAAGAAGCUGGACGAGGUGUACGGCUCCUUUGAGGCGUCUUCCUCCAAGAAGAAGGGCUUCGUGCUCCCAAGGCCUAAGAUGACCAAUGCUGACCUUGGCCGCCUCAUCAACUCUGAUGAGGUCCAGUCCGUGGUGAAGCCCAUCAACAAGGAGGUGAAGCGCAGGGAGGCCAGGAAGAACCCUCUGAAGAAUGCUGCUGCCGUGCUCAAGCUCAACCCCUACUUCGGAACUGCCCGCAGGAUGGCAGUUCUUGCUGAGGCAGCCCGUGUCAAGGCCAGGAAGGAGAAGAUUAACUCCAAGAGGACCAAGCUCAGUGCGGAGGAGGCAUCAAAGAUCAAGGCUGCUGGGAAGGCCUGGUACCAGACCAUGAUCUCUGACAGCGACUACACGGAGUUUGACGUCUUCUCCAAGUGGCUUGGCGUCAGCCAGUGAUCAUCUCGUUGAAGUAGUAACAGUUUAUCGUCCUACCUUGAGACCCUAAAGUAUGAUUUUGUCAUUACCGUGUCAUGUUAUCGAUUAUCUGGAGUCUGAGACAUCGUAUGCUGUUUUGCUAGCUGUUUAUCUGGAGUGUUUUAUCUGUGGAUGCAUUUUGCGAGACAUGUUCUAUGGCAUGCUUUACCGUGAGUCGUUAGUUCAGAUUUUGUGUUGUGUUUUUCAUUAUAUAUACUCUGUCAUGAAUGCGAAAUAAUUUUCGUCAUUGUGAAA